AGUGGGUUUGUCCACUGCUGCUAUACGUCAACGUCGCCGCCAUUUUGGAUGUCAAGACUGCGCUGUAACAGCCUGUUUCUUGGGUAUAUUGCGCAGCCUUGACACAUCCAGUAUGGCGGCGACGUUAAGGUAAGACUCAGCGCCCGAUGGGGGCGGAGCUAUCUACGGCUUGUCUAUGAUGCGAGUAAGCUAGCUGCCGACAACUGUCCACUUCUGAGCUUUUUUGAGGCAGUGAAGCGCACGUAAAGGAGCGCCAAUGGAGUGGUUCCACUGUAACAAGUGUUUCACCAAGACAGGGUCAAAGUUCGCAGUGGCCAGCUGUGGUCACAUCAUCUGUGCAGCAUGCAUUCAAUCCGAUCAGUGUGUGGUAUGUGGAGCCAGCUGCAGCUAUCUGCCCAUCACAGAUCAGAUGAAGCCACAGGAAAUGGUGUUUUUCAAGGAUCCCAUGAAGCUCAUGCAGUCCCGGCUGGACAACAUAUCCAUGAUUGCAGAUUUUCAGCAAACGCAGAUGGCGAGAGUGACGGCGCACUAUAAACACAAGUCAACUGAACUGGAAAACCGCCUGAAGGAAGUCACCAAGCAGAGUUACAGGCAACUCGCUGAGAUGAAAAGCCAGAACGCUGAUUUAAAAAGGCAAAACAUGGAGCUGAAAAGAGAGAUGGAAGAGCUGAAAAAACCUCUUUCGCAGAGGAGGGUUUCUCCGGGACCGUUUCAAACAAACGGCGUUCAGAGGGUGUCUCUCCCUGUGGGUGUCACUUCUCCAGUUACCAGUCGUUUAAGACCCAGGAGUCACUUUGGUUCAGCAGAGCCCAGAGAGUGGAUCAGAGACAGAGCCAUCAGUCAUUCCUCCAACACAACUCCUGGAUCAGCAACUUCUCUUUCUAGCCGCAGUUCUCUUCUUCAACAUAUACACAGGACACCAACUUCUAUCAGCCCGCCAACAAGAGACUUCUCCUGGCGUCCGGUGAUGUAAACGGUGGCUCCCGCUUCGGAAAGCUGCAGCGCUAUCCCCUUGCCGAUGCCUCUGGAGGCACCCGUGACCAAACACACCGAGCCGGAGAGAGCCAUGUUCUCUGUGGGCGGGUGGAGACAACCCUAAGAAUGAGUUAUACUGAAGUACGUCCGCAUAAUCAGACAGACAUGCUGGAAAAUUCACACAAAAGUCAAACUGUAGGGAAAAAUGUUUACACCCUCGUCGUUCUUCCUUAAACUUUGUUUUAAUGUUUUAACCUAUGAUUACUGCAGGGUUAACUUUUGCAGGAUCAGUCAUAUGGAUGUAAAGUUAAUUCAUUCAGUGAUUUUGUGUUAUAAAACCAAAGCCAGCAGGCUAUGUCGGGAUUUGAACACCAUUUCAUCCCAAGACCCAAAGAGACAUGGGUAUCCAUCCAAUAACAAAUAAAUACACAAUUGCUGAU
Messenger RNA from Doryrhamphus excisus (bluestripe pipefish), 1415 nucleotides. The record is from RefSeq and is a predicted model, not a curated record. NCBI's taxonomy places the organism in Eukaryota, Metazoa, Chordata, Actinopteri, Syngnathiformes, Syngnathidae.